AUUGUUUUUCUCAGCCAAUUAGCCAGCCAUCUACAUUCUAACUGUAAUCUAUAGCCUACACUCUCCUAUGAUUUCGCUAAUUAUCUCUCCUUGAUCUACUCAAGCUCGGCUGCAUGGAGCUGUUAGUACACCUGGAAUUAAAACUUUAAAUCAAAUUAUAUAGUAUUAAUUUGAGUAAUUUCAUUACAAUAUAAUAAUUUUCACUUAAAGAGAUUUUAUAUUUGAGGAAUCUUUAUUUAUCGCCUAUUUAUAAAUUACUUUUAAUUCAUAUUAUUAAUAUAACUAUCAUUAGCCCUCUUCAAUAUCUUAAUCAAUAUUCUUUUAUUAGAAGACUAAAUCAAGUCUCCAAUUAUAUUUAAAAAUAGUCAGAGUGGUUCUUUACUCAUUUAUUAAAGUCACUAGACAUCUAGAGACACCAAGAUGUCUGCUCUAGUUGAUAUAUCACCUGAAGCAACUACAUCUUAUACAACAGCACAGAAUGAAUUUUCAUCUUCUAGUCAUUCAUUGAUACCAACUUAUCCAUAUAAUAUAGUUCCAGUUAGAUCUAACAGUACUGCAGGACUGAAUGAAUAUACAUAUAACCAACCAUCAAUACAACAGAUACAACAACGACAGCAGUAUAGUCAAAUUCCAAAUCAAGCUCCUCCUAGCCAAACUCAGCAUCAAUAUCAUCAGCCACAACAGCUUCAUAAUCCAAAUAUCCCUAGUCCACUUGGUACUCCCUCCCUUCAACCUCGAUUAUCCCAUCAGCCUAUACCUCAGCAUAUUCAGAAUCCACAAAAUCCUCAGUAUAUUAAUCCUCUGAAUACUCAGAAUAUUCAAGAUCUUCAGAACCCUCGGAAUCCUCAGCAUAGUCAAUAUAUUCAGAAUAUACAGAAUCCUCAAAAUCCUCAGUAUAUUCAGAAUCAUCAAAAUCUUCAACCUAAUCAGCCUAAUCAGCGUAUACCUAGGCAACCCUACCCCGAGAGUAAUUCAAAUAAUUUUCUUGUACCACCAAAUGAUUCUAGAUUAAAUAGACAAGCCAACCCCUUCGGAGUUAUCUACGGUAGUUCCAGAAGUUCCCAAAAUAAUAGUGCUGAAAGAACUAGCGGUGAAAGAAGAUCAAGUGAAGAUAUAUUUGGAGAAUCAAAAAUGCAUAGUUCUUCAUAUUUUGAAAUUGAAAGAAAUUUUCAGAAAGGUAGGAUAAUUGCACCAAGUAGAGGAGUAAGGUUACAAACUCCUCCAGUAGUAACUAUAGUUGAUGAUUCUGCAUUGAAAAGAUCUAACUCUGUGGUUUCAAGAUCUGCAAGUUUAAGAAAUAGAAAUCGAAUAAAGAGUAGACUAAAGACCGUAUUGAAUAAAGAUGUAGAAGAAGAAAAUGAAUCAAUUGAAAAUCAAAAAAGAAAGAAGAAAGAUUCUGCUUUAAGAUUUAUUUUCCCAGUUAAAAGGAAGACAUCUUUAAAAUAUACUUCAAUACCUAAUGGACGUCAAAAAUCCACUCCAGAUUUCCAAACUAAUGCACAAUUACAAAAAUUCCUCAUUAGUUGUAAUGCUAAUGAAAUAGUAAGAGAAUUAAUACCCAAAAGAAUGCAAUUAUAUAAUUAUCAUAAUGUUAUUAGAGUUCAUCCUAAAUUAAACUCGGUGCACGAAAUAUUCGAUAUAGAUCAAAAUAACAAUUUCCAACCAAUUAAAGUUUCUUCAAAGACUAUUUCACAACCAUUAAAGUCUCCUAAUGUAAUUAGUCAUAGUCGGAAUUAUAGUAAUAUUAAAUUCAAAGAAAUCGUCUAUCAAAAAUAUAAAGAUGCUGUAUUUGCCAAUAAACUUAGAAGAGUCCCUAAGUUUGAAGAAAUGUUUCCUAAUGAUAUAAAUUUGUUGAAUGAAAAGGAAAUUAAACAAAUCAAUGUUAAAAUACUAUUUGAGAUUUUAAUGCGAAGAACAGUGGCUGCAAAAAUUCAAUAUAGACUUAAUAAUGCAGGGUUCCACGAUUUAAUUGAUGAUGAGACGACAUCUUCUAGAUAUAGUUCUAGUUUUUCAUAUUCAUCAAGUAGUAAUGGAUAUGGUCAAGGUUCAGGUAGAGAUAUUAAUAGAGAUCCCGGUUUAGAAGAUGAUAAUAGUUCUAAUGGAACUCAUUCACGAGAAUCUAUUAAUACUGAUGAAUUAAUGCAACAAAAUGCAUCUUUGAUUUCGGGAUUACUUCCAUCACCACAAAUUAGUUAUGCUUCUGAUUUAUUUGGAAGUAUUGAUUUUGAAUCACCUUUAAGAUCAGCAGGAAUAAAUAAUGAAACUUCUUAUGAUCAUAAGAGUAUAAAAACAGGUAAUUCAAGUACUUUAGAUCCUUAUAAAUUUCAUCUGGAAACCUCACCUAAGAUUACAAAGAAAGCUUCAGUUGAAUCAUUAUAUAUUAAUGAUUUUAAUAAAUCCUAUCAACAAAAGUAUAAUACAAAGUUGAAGAACGAAUUAGAGAAUACUUUAUUUAAUUCAAAAGUAUAUCAAUUAAGGCCAAUCAAUAGAUCAGUUACCACUUUUUCUUCUGGUGAAGAUAAUCAUCCAUCAUUAAAACCAUCUCAACCACCACAAAAGACUGAAAAGACCCAACAAAUACAAGAACAACAAGACACUCCAAGUGAUAAAUCUUCAUCUUCAACAAAAGAAGCUCAAUCAUCAUCAAAAAGAAAAUCUUACUCUACAAGUAAUACUUCUGUAUUCCAACAUCUAGAGGACUUAUCAAGUGAAUUAUCCUCAAUAAUUCAAGACGAUGAUAAACAAGAAUCUUCAAAGAGAGUCAAAACUGAAACCAUUUUACCAAUUAUCAUUUCUGGGAUUGACAAUUCUGGUACUACCUCUACUACUCGUCAACAACAUCAAAUAAAAAUUACUCCUGGACCACAAAUUUCUACUUCUGCUCAUACUUUACAGAAUUCAUUGGCAGUUUAUGAUAUUAAAUCUUUACAUGGAUCAAUAUCAGAAGUAUCACCUACUGAUUAUGCUCAUUCAAUUAAACCUGAAAGUGAAUUGGAUACAAUUAAUGAAAAUGGUCUUUCAUCAUCUUAUGGUAAAAGUUCUCCUGGAAAGGUUCCUACUAUAGUCAUAGGACGAAAUGAUAGUAAUUCAACAAGAUCAAUGAUAAGUUCUUCUGGUUCAAGUUCUCAUGCUAAAGAAUUAAACAAUCCUACAUUAUCAACUAGGAAUCAUCCUAUAGAUAAACGUAUUCAUAAAUAGUAGUGCCAUUAUAGAUUAGGGUAGUAUCUAGAAUUACAUACCGACCAUUUUAUCGAUGAAUAUAAUUACAAACUAUAGAAAACAAGAACAAUACUGUAAAGUAAUAAUAAUGUUAAUGAAAAUAAUAAUAAUAAUAAUAAUAAUAAUAAUAAUAAUAAUAAUAAUAAUA
Molecule: messenger RNA, 3367 nt
Organism: Scheffersomyces amazonensis
Lineage: Eukaryota; Fungi; Ascomycota; Pichiomycetes; Serinales; Debaryomycetaceae
Exons: 1
Coding region: 421-3198 (925 amino acids)
Source: RefSeq, a predicted model, not a curated record